UAGCGAGAGAGUAGAAAGUCUUUUCCAAGAUGGCAACGACCAUAGACAGCAGCAAUGCCGUACAGGCGACAAGCAAAAAGCAUCUCGGAAUUCCCGAAGCAAUAUUUGUGGAGGAUGUCGAGUCGUUUAUGAAGCAGCCAGGCAACGACACCGCAGACGCCGUACUGCGGAAACUGGAUGAACAGUACCAGAAAUACAAGUAUAUGGAGCUCAACUUGGCGCAGAAGAAACAAAGGUUGAAAAGCCAGAUCCCACAGAUCAAGCAGACUCUAGAAAUCCUACGACACAUGCAGAAGAAGAAGGAAACCACAGACCCGAUGGAGACACACUUCCUAUUGGCUGACAACGUUUACUGCAAGGCGUCAGUCCCGCCCACCGACAAAGUGUGCUUGUGGCUAGGGGCCAAUGUGAUGUUGGAGUAUGACAUCGACGAGGCCCAGUCUCUUCUGGAGAAGAACCUAGCGACCGCAUCACGCAACCUAGACUCCCUGGAGGAAGACCUGGACUUCCUCAGAGACCAGUUCACCACCACCGAAGUCAACAUGGCACGAGUCUACAACUUUGACGUUAAGAGGAGGAGCAAGGACAACCUCCUUAAAUCAGUCAAGAAGUCUUGAGAGAGGGGGACCCUCCCACAAUAAAUCCCCCCCCCCCCCCCCCCCCCCAGUAACCCGCCCCAACUCCAUGUUCACAUCUCUAGUCUCUACAACAUGUUUGCGGCUUAAAUGGCACCCUAUUCCAUAUUUAGUGCACUACAUUUAACCAGGGCCCAUAGGGUAGUGCACUACAUUUAACCAGGGCCCAUAGGGUGGUGCACUACAUUUAACCAGGGCCCAUAGGGUAGUGCACUACAUUUAACCAGGGCCCAUAGGGUAGUGCACUACAUUUAACCAGGGCCCAUAGGGUAGUGCACUACAUUUAACCAGGGCCCAUAGGGUAGUGCACUACAUUUAACCAGGGCCCAUAGGGCUCUGGGUCCAAAGCAGUGCACCACAGGAGGUUGGUGGCAUCUUAAUUAUUCGGGAGGGCUCGUGGCCAUGGCUGGAGCAGAAACACUCCAUUCCAGACAUUAUUAUGAGCCGUCCUCCCCUCAGCAGCCUCCACUGCAGUCCACUGUAUAGGGAGUAGGAUUCCAUUUGGGAUGUGGACCAAGCCUUAUUCUAUUGAUUUGUUACUUUUUAAAGUAUUUUUUCAAGUAAAAAAAGACAAAACAAAAGUUA
Oncorhynchus nerka (sockeye salmon) is the source of this 1220-nucleotide messenger RNA. RefSeq names its product prefoldin subunit 3-like. Bases 30 to 617 code for a protein of 195 amino acids. The record is from RefSeq and is a predicted model, not a curated record. The transcript is spliced from 6 exons. Gene Ontology annotation, cellular component: prefoldin complex; cytoplasm. Gene Ontology annotation, biological process: microtubule-based process; tubulin complex assembly; protein folding. NCBI's taxonomy places the organism in Eukaryota, Metazoa, Chordata, Actinopteri, Salmoniformes, Salmonidae. Gene Ontology annotation, molecular function: tubulin binding.